This is a messenger RNA of Gallus gallus (chicken), 460 nucleotides long. RefSeq names its product apolipoprotein A-II (gene APOA2). The record is from RefSeq and is a predicted model, not a curated record. Gene Ontology annotation, cellular component: extracellular region; spherical high-density lipoprotein particle; chylomicron. Gene Ontology annotation, biological process: triglyceride-rich lipoprotein particle remodeling; low-density lipoprotein particle remodeling; high-density lipoprotein particle remodeling. Gene Ontology annotation, molecular function: lipase inhibitor activity; high-density lipoprotein particle binding; phosphatidylcholine binding. NCBI's taxonomy places the organism in Eukaryota, Metazoa, Chordata, Aves, Galliformes, Phasianidae. Bases 36 to 374 code for a protein of 112 amino acids. The transcript has 3 exons.
GGCACUGCAGUCCUCAGUGCUGCUCUGCCACCGCCAUGAAACGUCUGUGGGUCGCGGCGCUGCUGCUGCUGUGCGUCUGCCAUGCGGGGGCUGUGCCUGCGCACCAAUCUGAGCCCCAGAGCGAAGACCCCCAGGAGACCCCCCCAGACACCACCACCCUCCUGAGCCGCCACUUCCAGACCCUGAGCGACUUCUUCACCAAAGAGCUGCCCCAGCGCCUGCGGGCGGACGAGAUACAGCAGCAGGCCAAGGCCUAUGCGGAGCGUGCAGAGGUGCAGCUGCGGCCUUUGGCUCAGGAGCUGCGCACCAACGUGCUGGGGCUGUUCUCCUCCUUCCUGGAUCUGGGGAAGACUGGGGGCAUGGAGAAGGACUGAGCCCCAUAGAAACGGGACUGAGCCCCAUAGAAACGGGACUGAGCCCCACAGCGAUGAUAUGGGGGGAAUAAAGCGUGGAGCUGCUA